CAUAAACCUACAUACUGCCCAAGUUCCCAAGCCUUCCCCACUCCCCGCAUUCCGCACCUAGAUACAGCCUUUGAACUCGAGUUUUCCCACCAUGGCCUCCGUCCAGAAAUCCGCUCCGGGAAAAGAGACGACCGCGCACAAUAGCUCUAUAGCUCGUCUUGCAGCUGCCGCAGAAUCCCGCGCCGACGCGUUCCACGCAGACGGCAACUGCUCCGCAGCACUACAAGCAGCGAUCCAAGCGGCCGAGCUCUACAUCCGCGCGGGGCGCGAGACCUCGCAGCAGUCAGACAAGCAGCUGCUGGAUCGGAAGUGUUCCGCGGUGCUGGCAAAGGCGGAGGGGUGGAAGAAGGUGAUCGCGGGGGAGAAGUCGAAGGGGGAGGAGCUACAGCCAAAAGUGGGCCUAGCAGCUUCGCCGUCGCAGCCACCGAGCAGACCCCCGCGGAAGCGGCCGACGCCGAAGGUGACCAGGGCGUUAAGCGUCAAGGAGCAGACGGUGCUGCUCAAGUCGAGUAAAAUCAACGGCGGGGUGUUUCCGCCGUGGAAGGGACCACCGGCGCCAGCAGAGUUUGCGGGUGCGCCGUUUCAAGACCCGGCAGGAAUGCUGCAGUUAUCAGAUUUGCAAAAGACUAUACUCGACGAUUGGAAGCGGCCACAUGAGAUUUGUGAGAAUGCGAGGAUACUGCCCGGGGAAGAUGAAAUCGUAGAUCUUACGCAGGAUGUUAUCACCGACUGCUCGGUUGUUGCGAGCUUGUGCUCCGGCGUUCGGAGGGAAGAGAAGGGGUUCGGACAGACAAUUAUUAAUAUAUUGUACCCCCAAGACGAUAAAGGACGGCCGGUGGUCAGCCCCUCCGGAAAGUACAUAGUGAAGCUCUUCUUCAAUGGGUGUUACCGCAAGGUCAUAAUAGACGACUAUCUCCCCGUCUCCAAGUCCGACCGAUCCUUAUACGUUACCUGUCGUAGAAACCCUACGGUGUUCGCUGCCGCUCUCAUCGAAAAGGCAUACCUUAAAAUCAUGGGAGGCUAUGAUUUUCCAGGCUCAAAUUCAGGCACUGAUCUACUGGCUUUAACGGGAUGGAUUCCGGAGCAUGUGUUCCUCCAGUCAGAUGAAGUGGUACUCAGUGCGUUGUGGCGACGGAUGGUGGGUGCUUGGACUACUGGUGACGUUUUGAUAACAUUGGGGACCGGCCGUUUGACGACGCGAGAGGAAACGGAGCUGGGUUUGAUUGGUGAACACGAUUAUGCUGUCCUUGAUAUGAAGGAAGAAGAUGGUGAUAGGUUCAUGCUGGUCAAGAAUCCGUGGUCCGAGGGAACGGUCUGGAGGGGUGCGCCCACGGAUGACGACGAUGAAAAAGAUGAGCCUUAUGACUUCGAUGCACCGAGUCCAUGUUCGUCGGAGGAUGGGCUGGAUAUGAAAGACGUCAAAGAUGCAUUGCCUUCUAGGGAACCACUGCAACCCGGCGUCUUUUGGAUAUCUUUGGAAAAUGUUUUUCGAAACUUCGCAAGCUUAUAUCUGAACUGGAACCCGACGCUCUUCACCAGGCUCUAUGAAUCACAUUUCUCGUGGGAUCUCUCCACAAAGGUAUCCGAAACUUCGUUUGGCCAAAACCCACAGUUUUCCAUCUCGAAUCCUUCGUCCACUGCUGGGCCGGUAUGGAUCAUUCUCUCGCGCCACUUGGGUCUAUCGAAUACUGCCGACGAAGGAGUGAUUAAUAACGGCUUCAUUUCGCUCUACCUUUUCGAUGCAGCUGGACGACGGGUUUACCUAUCCUCUCCUAGUAUUCAUCGUACUCCGUACGUCGACUCGCCACAGACUCUCCUGUCGCUCGACAAUUUCCCGGCAGGCGAAAACUAUACACUCGCGGUAUCAUCACAAGACCUCUCACCCACCACCCACAGUUUCUCCCUGAUGAUAUACUCAUUGUCCACGCUCACCAUCAAUCCCGUUGCCGAAACAUACCCAUAUUCACUGGUGCUUUCUUCAGCAUGGACCGAUUCCACGGCCGGCGGAAACGCCCACUCUCCGGAAUACCCGAAGAACCCACAGUUCGUGAUCACGCUACCUACGCAAGCUGCCAGCCUUGCCCUGCUCCUCGAAACACCCUCGCCACACCCAGUACACGUGAAACUGGUGUACUCCAAGGGUGAGCGAGUGGCCGCGGUGACCACUCGCGAAAUCGUGGCCGAGAGCGGAGAAUACAAGCGCUCCACCGCUCUCGCCACGACAUCCGACCUGCCCCCGGGAAAAUACACCGUCGUCGCGAGUACCUUCGAGUCGGGACAGCUCGGCGCAUUUAAGAUCACUCUUCUCACCACAGCUUCGACCGCCACAUUUAGUGAGCUCCCUUCCGAAACUGCCGGGUGCUUCGAAACAGUGGUUAAGGGAGUAUGGCCGCCCGGAAGGACCAAACUGGUCUGGCCCAUGGAUGUGGGGCGGUUCAUGGGGCUGUGGGUGAAAGCGAGGAGUGUUGCUGCUAUUAAAUUGACGGUGUUUGGAGCUAUUCGCCAGCCGCAUGAGGUGGAGGCGGAUGCUCUCGUGGCACAGAGUGGAGGCGGCGCGUUUGUGGAUCUACCAAUGGGGGUCAGGACGACAAAGACGCAUCUGGAAUGGAUUGAUGGCGGGUAUAUAAUUGUUCUGGAGCGGCUGGGGAGCAAGGGCGGUGAGCCGUGGGAGAUUACCGUGGUUAGCGAGGGAACGCUAUGGGUGGGCGAGGAGAUGGACCUCGAUGAUGAUGAUAUCGAAGAAGAGUGAGCUCGGGGUGGAAUGAGCACGAGCAUCCCAUUCAGCUGCAUAGGGACUUAGGAAUUAAACAAAGCCGAGCCGUGUCUACCCGUACUUACCGAUUUGAUUGUCUUUCCAAUACCCAUGCUGAUUUUGUGCCUCCGUCACUCGGAGUGGCAUGGCGCCGGUGCCCAUGCGACCACCGCCGAUAA
This is a messenger RNA of Tricharina praecox, 2931 nucleotides long. RefSeq lists its product as uncharacterized. Gene Ontology annotation, biological process: proteolysis. NCBI's taxonomy places the organism in Eukaryota, Fungi, Ascomycota, Pezizomycetes, Pezizales, Pyronemataceae. Gene Ontology annotation, molecular function: calcium-dependent cysteine-type endopeptidase activity. The coding region runs from base 92 to 2749 and encodes 885 amino acids. The transcript has 5 exons. The record is from RefSeq and is a predicted model, not a curated record.